Molecule: messenger RNA, 1017 nt
Organism: Chiloscyllium plagiosum (whitespotted bambooshark)
Lineage: Eukaryota; Metazoa; Chordata; Chondrichthyes; Orectolobiformes; Hemiscylliidae
Source: RefSeq, a predicted model, not a curated record
AAAAAUUUGCAAGUAAUUCUUUGAUUAACAAAGCUUUCUUUUGUGUUUUUCAGAAUUUCUUAGAAACCGUGAGUUCAGUUAUAUCUAUUGCGUCAGUAAAUACGUGGAGAAUUCUCUCAAAUACCAGCCAAAACAAUACCAAUCCUAGUUCUCAAUUAUUGCAGUCAGUAGAAAAUUUUAAUACUCGGCUCAAGUUGCAGAAUAACACAUUACGUAUUAAAGAAAAUAACCUUGAACUCAGUGCUAAUAGAAUUGUUCAACAGAUUGACGUCUCUGAUUUUAAUGUCACCUUUGCUAACUUUUCCGCUGUGGAAUAUUCCAAUUUAAGUGCUAAUAUAUUCAUUUCGUCUGAAGAAUUUUCAGAUGCAGCAAAUGCCACAGUUAUCAGUAUCGCAUAUCCAACAUGGAUUGACAUUUUACCCAAUACCUCAACUUUUGGUAAAAACUUCUUGAUUAAUAGUCUCGUCGUGACAGUAACAAUAAAUGUUGAGAAACCUAUUAACAUCAACAUGACCUUCUCACCAAGAAAUCGCACAUUAGAUUUCAACAGUGCCAUGUGUGCGUUUUGGGAUUUUAGUGGCAAUUUAUGGAAUGAUACUGGCUGUGAAUCCGAAAUAAGGGGAGAAGAAAUCAUAUGUCACUGUCAACAUUUAACAUCCUUUUCGAUUUUAAUGUCUCCUGUUACCAAUAAAAGUCCAGCUUUGAGUUAUAUCACCAAAAUCGGAGUUGCCAUCUCAAUCGGAAGUUUACUAAUCACUAUUAUUAUAGAAGCCAUAGUGUGGAAGCAUGUGACCAAAAAUAAAACCUCAUACAUUCGCCAUGUUGGAAUUCUGAAUAUUGCAGUAAAUCUGCUGGUCGCUGACGUAUGGUUCAUUGUGGCUUCAGCUGUAGAACCAGGAACACCGGCUUGCACAGCUGCUACUUUCUUCAUUCAUUUUUUCUAUCUUGCCUUAUUCUUCUGGAUGUUAACCCUGGGCCUGCUGCUUGUCUAUCGUUUACUAUUCCCUUUCCAUGAUC